AUGGCUAUCAAUGUAGAAACUCUCGAAGAUCUCCGAAAAGAGAUCGAACAACUACGCUCCCAGCAACCUUCAUUAAAUUCCCACGAAAUCUGGGAACAUCUAGCCAAAAAUUCGGACAGGCAGAAACCACUGGAAGAAAUUACGGUGGAAACUUGUCUGGUAGCGUAUUUCGAUUACCCUGAAGAAGAGACUGUCAAAAUAAAGGCCAGGAAAGCCGAAUCUGAAUAUUUAGAGGGCGAGAAUAAAGUUCUCAUGGAAUUACUUAAGACUAAAUCCACUAGCACCAAACCUAUACUGCCGGUUACAAAAAAUACACAGUCUGAGUCCGAAGAUAUACAGUCUGACUCCAACGAUACACAGUCUGAAUCAGAAGAUAUACAGUCUGAAUCUAAAGAGAUACACCCCGGUGCUGAAGAUACAGAAUUGGGUUCCAGACCUACACCGUUGGAGAUCGAACGGUUUGUUACAACACGCGGAAAUAUGGUUCUCCAACUACUUAAAGAUAUGAAUCCUGGACGAACAUAUGAGACUUUAAACCACAAAUUAUUGUUUCGACGCAUUGCCGAGCUACGCUCAGGGAAUCCUAAAUUAACCCCUCGUCAAAUUUGGCGACGUCUUAAAGAGGAGCUGGAUAGUCAGAAUUCAUUGGAAGAAGUCGUUGUAGAGGCUUGGAUGGUAGUGGGGUUUGAUUAUCCUUUAGAGAAAACAGUUCAAAUGAAGGCUCAUGAGAGCCAGGUGCGGCAGAGCGAAAGAGAUCGAGUGGAAAAGGAACUAGCUGCUUCUGCAUUUAUUAAAAAGUGGUACGAGUAUCUCGUGUCCAAUCCUAACUUUCAAAAAAGAGUCGAGGAUUUAGAAAGAGGGGUUCUUGGAGAGAUCCAUGACCUGUGGUCUCAAAACCCUGAUUCAAGCUCUCGUUGGAUCUGGGGAGAGCUGAAUAGAAACCCAAAUGGACUGAUGCCAUUGAAAGAAAUAGUUGUGGAGGCUUGUUUGGUAGCAAAUGGGUAUCCUUUGGCAGAGACUAUCCAGUUGAAGAAUGAAGAAAACCGGUGGUGGAAGGAAACCGAAAUUCUACGAUAUGAUACCCAAGAUAGCACUUUUCUAGCCUCGAAAUUAGGUGAAGGAAUGGAGUCUAUAGUGCUAAUCAACAACAAGCUGAACCUUAGAAAGGUUGUUCAAGACAUCAAAGAGCUACGACAUAGUCAACCUACAUUAAGUCCUCGUCAGAUCUGGGUCGAUCUCGACAAACCAAACUAUUGGCCGGCACCAUUGCUAGAAAUCGCGGUGGAAGCUUGCUUGAUCAAAUUUUUUGGCGUUCGUCCUGAAGAUACCACACAACUUGAAACGUUAGAUUAUGACGAAGUGCCUGGGAAGAGGUUCCUCGAUAGGAUCCUGGAUUAUUGUUUUGGCUCGCAUAAGCUCGGAAACCUUAGCUGUGCAUGCUGUGGCUCUGCAAAAAUCGUAGAGAAGUGUGAAAUCGAACAUUUUCGAAAGAAUGGAAGAGUGAAGGUGGACCCUAAGAACACUCGAGCAGUUGGCUUAUUAAGGAUUAUGCUCGAUACAAAACAUACUAUCAAGAGCUUCUUACCAAUAAACACACCCACCGCGUUGGCUCUGAUGCCAUAUCGCGAGAUGAACGCUAGUCAACGAGUUUACGCCCUUUUUUAUGCAGAGUGGGAUGCAUGGAUGGGACCAUCACGCCCAAUCCAUCCUCCAAUUGAUUAUGUCGCAGGUGCUGAGAGAACUGCUAUUCUUGAUUCGGAAGACUAUCUUGAUUGUGUAGAUGAACUUCCAACAUGGACUCCAGAAAACAUUGAGAGUUUUGAGGUACAUGUACAAUGCGCAUUAACAACUCCAUGUUGGGGAUACCGCGGUUCACUUGAAUGGCUGAUGUACGUUUUAAAACGAACACGAGACCCAGAAACCAUCAAAAUGGUUAAUAGUGUUGUCGCCGGAUUCUACGGCCUGAAAAUGUAUCAUAUGGGAGGUGGCUUUAUCGAAUUUCACAACUGGCAUAAUGAUUGGUUCCAUUCCUUUCGAGUUUCCCAUGGAAUCGUUGCAUUUGUGAGAGAGAAAGAGAAUUCUCCAGAGGUCAUGUGGGCGGAGAGAGAUGAAGAGGGGAAGUAUACAUCACAUUAUGGGGCCUGUCUAUUUCCAGUAGGAGUAUCGACACCGGUGCUCAAAGCAAGGGAUCCAGCAGGAUCGCCCCUUUGGGACUUUGGAACGUUUGAUCAUGGACAUUAUGCAUCCAAGGAUUAA
Molecule: messenger RNA, 2256 nt
Organism: Botrytis deweyae
Lineage: Eukaryota; Fungi; Ascomycota; Leotiomycetes; Helotiales; Sclerotiniaceae
Exons: 3
Coding region: 1-2256 (751 amino acids)
Source: RefSeq, a predicted model, not a curated record